Nylanderia fulva is the source of this 1605-nucleotide messenger RNA. RefSeq names its product trypsin-1. Gene Ontology annotation, biological process: proteolysis. The record is from RefSeq and is a predicted model, not a curated record. Gene Ontology annotation, molecular function: serine-type endopeptidase activity. Lineage: Eukaryota; Metazoa; Arthropoda; Insecta; Hymenoptera; Formicidae.
CAAAGUCAUUGUCCGUUCUCCAGUCGAGGCUGUCUAAAAAGCCGCCGUCGCGUUUCUGUUCUUCUCUCAUUGUUCUUCAAGAAGACUCGACACUAAUUUAAAUGCGGACGUUUACUAAUAUCUAUCAAUUUGUGCUACUCUUAUCUUUAUUGUGCAUCCUUCAAUGUUGCCGAUGUCUUCUUACCGAUUUCAAAAGUGCUACAGAUCCGGCGAUAGUGGGGAACCGGGAAUGGCAGACGCAUCCUCAGCAUCAGAACCUGUUCCAAUUCCCGGAAAACAUUUCCCAUCCGUACUUUCGCGACAAACGGUUUAUCAAUCUAGGUCCCGGAACUUUAAGUAAACAGAAAUCAUAUCAAGCUUGCGUCGCACCGGGCAAUCAAAGCGGUCACUGCAAACAUUUUAGCGGAUGUGAGCUUGAGGAAUUCCGCUUGAACUUUGCACGAUUUAUGGAUUAUAUGUGCAUAAUUGAACAGACGUACAUCGGUGUAUGUUGCCCGGAUAGUGUCGUGACAGCCCGGUCGGAUAAAACGUUCCAAGAUGAUCUAGCCAGCGUGUUACCAGCGAUAGCAAAUCUCGACGACGACAAGGAAGAGUGGGAUGAAAAUGAGGACGAGAAUGGACCAUCUGCCGACGACAAGGACGCAAUUUCGCGGAAAAACGCGACUUCGGACGAUAUUAAAGCAGCGACGAGAAAACCACGAAGACCCAGAGGUUGCGGCACGACCACGAAAAUGAAGAUCAGAAUAGCGGGUGGUCAGCCGGCUGAUCCUAAAGAGUGGCCGUGGAUGGCGGCUCUUCUCCGACAAGGCGCGAUUCAAUAUUGCGGAGGUGUACUGAUCACCGAUAGACAUGUUCUUACCGCGGCGCACUGUGUUUACAGGUACAAACCGCGUGACAUCACGGUGAGACUCGGCGAGUACGAUUUCAGUCAGCCCGAGGAGACGCGUGCGUUGGAUUUCACGGUUUCGGAGAUACGAAUACACAGGGAUUUCAAGUUAUCCACUUACGACAACGACAUCGCAAUUAUUAAGAUCAAUCGACCCACCGCGUUUAACAGCUACAUCUGGCCCAUCUGUCUUCCUCCCAUUCAACAAUCGUUCGAGAAUAAAAAUGCCAUCGUCACAGGGUGGGGCACGCAAUAUUACGGAGGACCUGCCAGUACAGUGUUAAUGGAAGUCGCAAUACCGGUAUGGCCUCAGGAAAGAUGCGUCCGCAGCUUCACGCAGCAUAUCUCGAACACUACCCUGUGCGCCGGCGCUUAUGAGGGUGGUCGUGACGCCUGUCAAGGUGACUCCGGCGGCCCGUUGCUACAUCAACUCGGCAACGGCAGGUGGGUCAACAUCGGGAUAGUGUCCUGGGGAAUCCGUUGCGGCGAACCUGGAUUCCCGGGGAUAUACACCCGCGUGAGCUCUUACCUCGAUUGGAUAUUCGCGAAUACCGUAUUUUGAAUGUCACGUGAAUGUCACCAGCUCUCUCUCCCCUGUCAUCCGCUGCUCUCGCGUGUGAACCAAAGAUUUUUUUUACCUUUACACAUACAUACAUAUCUAAAGAUUUUUAUCGCGCAUUUUUAUGUACGACGUGUCCAAUAAAAACUGUCUAAUGAAA